AUGAUCGUUUUCGAUUUAACUUCACAGACAUCUGUGGAUAACAUCAAACAAUGGGUGGAAUUCGUUCACCAGCAUAGCUCCAUGCCCUUUAUAAUAGUUGGAAAUAAGGAAGAUUUAGUUGAUGAACAGAUUAUUACCCCAGAAGAAGCUCUGAAGUUAGCUUCCUCAGUUCAAAGCCAGUUUUUUGCUACAAGUGCUAAAAACGGAAAUAAUGUCGACUUAGCUUUUCGACAAUUGGAAUGUAUUGCCGUUGAAUAUUACACGAAUUCUGGAAGAACCGCUACGGUUGUUAUUGAUCCAGAACUCCUACCGCCUCCACAUGGUUGCAGUUGCUGA
Messenger RNA from Trichomonas vaginalis G3, 336 nucleotides. RefSeq names its product GMP binding. The record is from RefSeq and is a predicted model, not a curated record. NCBI's taxonomy places the organism in Eukaryota, Parabasalia, Trichomonadida, Trichomonadidae. Gene Ontology annotation, molecular function: GTPase activity; GTP binding. The transcript has a single exon. Bases 1 to 336 code for a protein of 111 amino acids.